Notothenia coriiceps (black rockcod) is the source of this 443-nucleotide messenger RNA. Its product is annotated as bone morphogenetic protein receptor type-1B-like. Gene Ontology annotation, molecular function: transmembrane receptor protein serine/threonine kinase activity. The record is from RefSeq and is a predicted model, not a curated record. The transcript has 4 exons. NCBI's taxonomy places the organism in Eukaryota, Metazoa, Chordata, Actinopteri, Perciformes, Nototheniidae. Gene Ontology annotation, cellular component: membrane. The annotation marks the transcript as partial.
AUGGUUGAUGUUUUCCGCCUGAUCUCUGACCUCAUCACUCCCUGCAGCACGCAGCAGCACAGCAGAGAUUUGUGGAGCAAUAUAUUGGACAUGCCGCGAAGAGCAUCCAGUAAGAAGGCAUCAGAGAGUGGGAAGGAGGCGAGUGGCAGCACAGCUCCUGCUUCCUCCUCCGAGGGGAUCCUGUGGUGUCACUGUUAUCACCACUGCCCUGAAGACUCAGCCAAUAACACAUGCAGGACCGAUGGCUGCUGUUUCACCAUGGUGCAGGAGGAGGGCGGGGCAUUGGUCGAGAAAGCAGGAUGUCUUGCGCUGAGCGGAUCAGAAUUUCAGUGUCGGAACACGGGGAACCCACUUCAAAGGAGAUCAGUGGAGUGCUGUUCAGACGAAGAUUACUGCAAUAAAAACUUGCAUCCUACACUGCCACCACUUAAACCACCUCGUAA